Contarinia nasturtii (swede midge) is the source of this 2128-nucleotide messenger RNA. RefSeq lists its product as uncharacterized. Bases 442 to 1749 code for a protein of 435 amino acids. NCBI's taxonomy places the organism in Eukaryota, Metazoa, Arthropoda, Insecta, Diptera, Cecidomyiidae. The record is from RefSeq and is a predicted model, not a curated record. The transcript has 3 exons.
UUUUUACUCUGCAGAAUAGACAUUGUCUGUCAUCGAGAGCACAGGCGAUCUCGUUUCCGACUUUAAUUCUCUCAAUCUCUCACCUUUACAAAUAGUCAAAUUAUUUUAAUUUUUUUUUUUCGUUCAACUCGAAAAUUCCACCAAAUAACAACUAUUGAUUCUGUGCAUCAUUGUUUGAUGCUAUUUAACAAAAUCAAAUUCCGUGUGCCAAUAGUAAUUUAGUCUCGUUGUCAUUUUUUUUGCUAAAUAUAUAAUUGAGAUUAGGUGCACAUAACACUUCGUUUUCAUUGUAUCUCAUUUUGAUUCGUGUUUAAUUCUGAAUUUGUGUUUCGCUGAGCGAUAUCAUUGAAGAGGUUUACUUAUAACGUACAUUUUGUCAUUUGUGCACUCGCCUUUACAGAGUUUUGAAAUUUUCCGAAUUAUUCGAAUUUGAAGGUAACGAUGCCCGGUGGUAAUGUUUGCGAAGAAAAUCUCGAGCAACGCAUCGAACGAAUUCGUAAGAGAGAUGAAGAGAUCGAGAAAAAACAUCGGGAAGCUGAAGCAGAUCGUUUAGCUGCAUUACAGGCGAAUGCAAUGGUUAAAAUGACCGCACCAUCCGAUGAUGAGUGGCCAAAGGCGCACAAGUACGAUAAAUUGGACUUCACAUAUGACGUGAAAAAUGAUGAUGCCGACAGUGAUGAGAAGAAAACAAUGGAUGAAAGUCGAUUACAACGUCCAUUUAAAAAAUUUCCAGAAGGUCAAGGUCCACCGGCCGAUCCGACGUACAAUUUUCUAGCGGAUGCCGAACGUGAUGGUAAAUCGCAAGCAAACAUCGCUUCAAAUGAUAAUAAGAAUUGGCGUGCUAAUAAUAAUAACAACAAUAAUAAUAGCAAUAUAACUGGCGCAUCGAACAACAAUAAUCGCCGUAAUAAUUCCAACAAUAGUAGUUUCAAUCGUGGACGAAAUGGAGGCAAGGGGAAAAAUCCAUUGCAAAAAGGUAAAAGUGAUGAACCAAUUUUACGUAAAAAUGAUCGUGAACGUACAAACGAGGUACGACAAAAUCACGAACCACGAUUGCAACGACAAAAGUCAAGCGAUGGCAUGUGGAGACGCACCGAUGAUAGGAAAUAUGACGGCAAAGAAGUCAAAAUUAACGUUCCAAAUUCACCAACUGGCAAAAAGAUCGAUGGAAAAAUUGGCGCUUUAAAUUCGAAUGCAAAAUUAAGCAGUAAAGCAUCCAUCCAACAGCGUGCGAUUCCAGCCAAAUCAGAUGCAGACAAUUUACAACAAAAAUUAUCCGAUUUAUCGAUUGAAAAGCGCGGCAAUAUCACCGUAUCAGUCACUAAAGACGGUGAAGUCAAAAGUGUCAAAUUGGAAGCAGCAAGAGUGUUCGGAACUGGUCGUGUUGGUGGCGGAGCUCUUAUGCGGCAACCACAUCAACAACAACAACAACAACAACGGCAACAACAACAAUCAUUCGUCUCGAAUACAAUGCCCGCUAUGAUGGAUACGAACUUGAAUGCAAAUGCAUCGGCAUUGAUUAACAUGAACUAUCCGGUGAUUGAUCAAUUCAAACCGCCAAAUUCGCAAUUAAAAUCUGAAUCACUCAUUCAGGCCCCGAUUAUAACACCAAAGCCAAUCAUAAAUGGUGUACCCUUUAAGUUGCCAAGUGUUCAAGACCGACUUGUCAAGAAUCGUGUUUUCUUCGAUGAAAACCUUAAGAACACAGUUCAUUCUGGUAAUGGCAAGUCUUAUGCUGGCAAUCAAUGAACGAUUUUUUCUAAAUGAUGAUUCUUAUCAAAAGGAUCCAUAAACAAAAAAAAAAACAUAAAUAUGCAUAGUUUGACACACCCCACAAAAUUGAACUUUGAGAUUUAGACAAAGUACGUCACGUUAGAAAUACCGUGCAUUUGAUAACGGAUUUUUUUUUUUUGGUUGAUUAUCAGUUCGUUUAAUAUAAAUCAUUCAUUAUUUCGCGACCAAGAAACAUAAAGCAAUUUAUUAGAGUAAUUUAUCAAAACAAUUUUGUGGAACGAAAAGUAUUUAUUAUUUUGUGAACCGCUAGCAAGGUAGCACGUCAACGCAUGCGAUGCACACAAUGUGAACCAUGUGUUAUGACAUUAAAAAAAAAAAAUUUCAUCUUUGACUA